Myotis daubentonii (Daubenton's bat) is the source of this 530-nucleotide messenger RNA. RefSeq names its product ribosomal protein L22 (gene RPL22). Lineage: Eukaryota; Metazoa; Chordata; Mammalia; Chiroptera; Vespertilionidae. Gene Ontology annotation, cellular component: ribosome. Gene Ontology annotation, molecular function: RNA binding; structural constituent of ribosome. Gene Ontology annotation, biological process: cytoplasmic translation. The record is from RefSeq and is a predicted model, not a curated record.
UACGGCCUGGGCCCUACGUGCUCUGCGCGCUGCGGCUCUUCGCGUCUGCGCAGUGCGCUCCGCUCCCUUUCUGCCUCCGCCGCCGCCAUGGCGCCCGCGAAAAAGCUCCUGGCGAAGGGGGGCAAAAAAAAGAAGCAGGUUCUGAAGUUUACGCUCGACUGCACCCACCCCGUAGAAGAUGGAAUCAUGGACGCUGCCAACUUUGAGCAGUUUCUUCAGGAGAGAAUCAAAGUGAACGGAAAAGCUGGGAAUCUCGGCGGAGGGGUUGUGACCAUUGAAAGAAGCAAGAGUAAGAUCACUGUAACGUCCGAGGUGCCUUUUUCCAAAAGGUAUUUGAAAUAUCUCACCAAAAAAUAUUUGAAGAAGAAUAACCUACGUGACUGGUUGCGCGUAGUUGCUAACAGCAAAGAGAGUUACGAAUUACGUUACUUCCAGAUAAACCAGGAUGAAGAAGAGGAGGAAGAUGAGGAUUAAAGCUCAUUUAUCUGGCAUAUUUUGUAUGAGUUCUUGAAUAAAACUUGGGAACCAAA